This is a messenger RNA of Bactrocera dorsalis (oriental fruit fly), 2623 nucleotides long. It is a transcript of the gene AkhR, whose product is annotated as adipokinetic hormone/corazonin-related peptide receptor variant I. Gene Ontology annotation, molecular function: adipokinetic hormone receptor activity; vasopressin receptor activity; peptide binding. The record is from RefSeq and is a predicted model, not a curated record. The transcript is spliced from 9 exons. Lineage: Eukaryota; Metazoa; Arthropoda; Insecta; Diptera; Tephritidae. Gene Ontology annotation, biological process: G protein-coupled receptor signaling pathway. Bases 748 to 2055 code for a protein of 435 amino acids. Gene Ontology annotation, cellular component: membrane.
CAAUUCCAUUUCAUUUGGACCCGGAACGUCUUUAAGCGCGCAACGCUUGUCGGUUCGUCGCCGUUGUCAUCAAAUGUACGUGCGUUCAUAACACUCGCACGCCGGUGUGCUGAUACGUAGUCGUAGUUCUGCCAAAGGCGUGACCUUACGUGGCGAUAAUAACGCUCUCGAACUCAUUUUCAUACGCGACGCUGCAGUUAAAGACCAACAACAAUAUCGAAAAAGUGUUUUUGUGCGCAUAAAUUCAUCAAAAGCGACAUAAUUGCUUGUGUAUAAGUUAUGUAAGUUGUUGUUACUUUGAAAGUUUGCAAAACGCCAUUUGUUUGAGCGCCGAAAUUUUGUUUCAACAGUUGUUUGUGUGUGUGUGCCAGCUGUUAGACCGGCCGGUGAAUUCGUUGGUUUUGUUAUGAAAAUGUGAUGUAAACACAAAAAUUUAAUGCGAAAUAUGUACAAAUAUAAUAAACCGAUUUAAAGUGUUUCGGUUAAUCAUAAAAUUGCAGCUAAAGAUUCUUCAAAGAAGCUACUUGUAUAAAAAAAAAUCAACGAAAAUUAAAUUUUAAUUUUAAUUCAAUUUUGUUAAAGCGUAGCGGUUAUAACACAUUCCAGCAACUAUAGACAUACAAUAUAAUAUAUACAACAACACCAAUACACAAACACGUGAUUUCGCGCAGCAGGCACAUAAACACAUACAUACAUACACAACUAGCAAAUAUACGCCAAUUUAUCGAGCAGACAAACUUUGAUGCCAUGAAAAUGCCGCAAACCGAAGAUGAGGUUAAUGAAAAGAUUUACGAUCAUCGCAUCAUGCCGGAUUGGUCGAAUGUGGUCAACGAAACAAAUGGCACAAUGCACUACUCGAAGGAUAUGAUCUUCAAUGAUGGGCAUCGACUCUCCAUCACAGUUUACAGCAUCCUGCUUGUGCUCUCGUCGAUCGGCAAUUCAACAGUGCUGUAUUUGAUCGUGAAGCGGCGCUGGCACAAUCGUACGCGCAGUCCGUCUCGCAUUGAUAUUAUGUUGAUGCAUUUGGCCAUUGCUGAUUUGAUGGUGACUUUCCUGUUAAUGCCGCUGGAGAUAGCGUGGGCGUAUACAGUGCAAUGGCGUUCCACCGAUUUCGUCUGUCGCACAAUGAGCUUUUUCCGCGUGUUCGGCCUGUAUUUGUCGAGUUUUGUGCUAGUCAGCAUAUCGAUAGAUCGAUAUUAUGCCAUUUUGAAACCAUUGAAAUUCUCAACAAAUCGCGGUCGUAUUAUGCUGGCAAUUGCAUGGAUCGCGUCGGUGAUCUGCAGUACACCGCAGGCAUUCAUAUUCCAUUUGGAGCAGCAUCCCAAAGUGAAGGGUUACUACCAAUGCGUUGCAUUCCAUUCCUUUCCCACCGAACUGCAUAAACUAAUCUAUCAGAUCUCGAAUAUGUGCGCCAUGUAUGCUUUCCCAUUGGCCACAUUCAUCUAUUGCUAUGGCCGCAUCUAUUUGGAGAUCUAUCGCAAGAGUAAGCGCAUGGUUAAGGGUGAUGACAAAAAUGGUUUCGCCCGCUUCCGACGCUCCAACGAUGAUGUGCUUGGACGCGCUAAAAAGCGCACGCUUAAAAUGACAAUAACCAUAGUGAUCGUAUUUGUGAUCUGCUGGACGCCAUACUAUAUAAUGUGUUUGUGGUUUUGGCUUGAUAAGCCUUCGGCAGAUAAUGUGAAUCCGCUGUUGCGUAAAAUACUCUUCAUAUUUGCAUGCACGAACUCGUGUAUGAAUCCGUUGGUGUAUGGCGUGUUCAAUAUACGAGGCAAGACGAAUAAUAAUAAUACGUCUGUUCAUAAUCGGCACACAUCGCUCUCUAGUGGCGGUCGCAUGGCUAUGAAAGAACGUAACGGCAGCGCGCAUACCGUUGUCACAUUACCAGCGGUGAUCAAUGGCAGCAAUGGUGACACCAGCAAUGUCACACAAAGCACCACACUCUCAAAUGAUAUAUUCACCAUAUCGAAAAUCGCCGAAGAUAUUGAAAAAGAGAAGCCACCAAAGAUUAUAAUAAGUGACUCCAUUGAAUUGGCGCAUAUGCCAAAGUCGCAAUGAACUUUGUAUGAAUUUAAGUGAUAUCGAAGGGAAUCAUCGCGCGCUUGGCUAUAUCCACGUAAAAUGGGGAAAUUUUUACUCGCACAUAUCUUCAUAAAUACAAUACAUACAUAUGUAUGUAUGCACCACAUAUGUGUGCAUACAAUUAAGUUGUUUUGUACCUUCAAUAUAAAAACAUAAGGAAUUUGUAAUCGAAGCUGUCUGUCGCCCGUUAGAUCACAUAUAGCAUACGAGUAUGUGUCUGCAUCUAUUGCGGAGGGUCUCUUUUAUAUUGCCCGCUGAUUAUACUUUUGCUCAAACUUAAUUAUAUUGUAUGCUAGUUGUGGGUUAAGUAAAUUAUAUACACACCUAUCCGUUAUGGUUGGAUAUGCUGAAGAUGCCUACUGAGUUAUGCUAAUUAUCUAGUGUUAAGACGUAUGUUUGCAUGUGUUUUUGUAGUAGUAGCUGUUUUGCUGGAGUUUGUAGUAGUUUAAGCUUGAACUUAAUUUAAUUUAUUCAUAAUAAAUUUUGGAAAAAAUAUACAACAAAAAAGAAGAAUGAUAUUAAGUUAUUUCCAAUCGAAUUGAAA